GCCGAGCCGGGCUGCCCGCCCGCCCGCGCCGCUGCCCCGCUCCCCGCCGCGCCGCCGCCAUGAGGCGGCCCUAGCAGCGCGGCGCCGGGGGGAUGAAGCGGGACUCGACCUGCAUGGAAGAUGAGCGGGUGGAUCAGCGAACCUGCCUGAUCUGCGGGGACAGAGCAACGGGGCUGCACUAUGGGAUCAUCUCCUGCGAGGGCUGCAAGGGGUUCUUCAAAAGGAGCAUCUGCAACAAGCGGGUUUACAGAUGCAGUCGGGACAAGAACUGCGUCAUGUCACGCAAACAGCGCAACAGAUGCCAGUACUGCCGCCUGCUCAAAUGCCUCCAGAUGGGGAUGAACCGGAAAGCAAUCAGAGAAGAUGGCAUGCCAGGAGGCAGAAACAAAAGCAUUGGACCUGUCCAGAUAUCAGAGGAAGAGAUUGAGAGAAUUAUGUCUGGGCAAGAAUUUGAGGGAGAAGCAAACAUGUCAUGGAGCAACAACGGGGACAGUGACCAUAGUUCCCCUGGGAACGGAGUUUCUGAGAGCAACCAGCCUUCACCUGUUUCUACUCCAUCUUCAAGUAGGUCCGUGGAGCUGAACGGAUUCGCUGCGCUCAGGGAUCAAUAUAUCGGGACACCGGUGUCCACGCACUAUCAGUACCUCCCGCACCUUUUUAGCUAUUCUGCUCACUCGGCUCUGAUGCCCCCCCAGACACGCAGCCUGGACCCCCAGUCGCACAGUCUCAUCAAUCAGUUGGUGUCAGCGGAGGACCUGGAGCCGCUCGGCACACCGAUGCUCAUUGAGGACGGGUAUAAAGUGACUCAGGCAGAGCUGUUUGCGUUGUUGUGUCGUCUGGCGGAUGAAUUGCUUUUCAGGCAGAUUGCUUGGAUCAAGAAGCUGCCGUUCUUCUGUGAACUCUCCAUCAAGGACUAUACCUGCCUGCUCAGCUCAACGUGGCAGGAGCUCAUCCUGCUCUCCUCGCUGACUGUUUACAGCAAGCAGAUCUUUGGUGACCUUGCAGACGUCACCUCCAAGUAUUCUCCUUCUGAUGAUGAGCUGCAUAGAUUCAGUGAAGAGGGGAUGGAGGUGAUGGAGCGGUUGAUCUACCUCUUUCGCAAAUUUAACCAAUUGAAGGUCAGCAAUGAGGAGUAUGCGUGUAUGAAAGCCAUUAACUUCCUAAAUCAAGACAUCAGGGGUUUGACCAAUGCAUCCCAACUGGAGCAGCUGAAUAAGCGGUACUGGUAUGUUUGCCAGGACUUCACAGAGUACAAAUAUCCACACCAGCCAAACCGUUUUCCGGAUUUAAUGAUGUGUUUGCCAGAGAUACGAUAUAUUGCAGGAAAAAUGGUGAAUGUUCCCCUGGAGCAGCUGCCUCUCCUGUUUAAGGCUGUUCUACAUUCCUGCAAGACGAGUGUGAGCAAAGAGUGAGCCCAGCUUGGCCAGGCCAGUGCUUUACGCUGUGCCUGGGGCAGGGAGCUGGCUCACCCCGGGAGAGGGGCAAACGCGAUCCAGGCAGGAGCCAGGGCAGUGCUGUCCCUG
Molecule: messenger RNA, 1523 nt
Organism: Melopsittacus undulatus (budgerigar)
Lineage: Eukaryota; Metazoa; Chordata; Aves; Psittaciformes; Psittaculidae
Gene: NR6A1
Product: nuclear receptor subfamily 6 group A member 1
Exons: 9
Coding region: 93-1412 (439 amino acids)
Biological process (GO): regulation of DNA-templated transcription
Cellular component (GO): chromatin
Molecular function (GO): zinc ion binding; nuclear receptor activity; sequence-specific DNA binding
Source: RefSeq, a predicted model, not a curated record